Molecule: messenger RNA, 876 nt
Organism: Plasmopara halstedii
Lineage: Eukaryota; Oomycota; Peronosporomycetes; Peronosporales; Peronosporaceae
Product: Zinc finger, C2H2
Exons: 1
Coding region: 1-876 (291 amino acids)
Source: RefSeq, a predicted model, not a curated record
AUGGUUGAUCAGAAAAAAGAACAUCAGAAGAGUCUUGCGCAGCUGGUGUACGACUUGAAAACGAAGAAGAUUUUGUGCCGCGUUCGUGACUACCCUGCGAUCACGCUUGACGAACUCAAUCAGUACGUGGAGAAGCAAGGUCCGCUUUACAACCCUGUUUUCGGUGAGCAACCAGAAUUUUUCAUUGACGAAGGCUUCUUCACGCCAUAUAGAAUGGUUGUAUACGGCAAUGCGAAAGUUGCAGCCAAGAUAACAAGUCUACUGGAUGGAUGGUCCAGGUGGUCAGGUCAUGGUGGCAGAGUAACAACCUCACAAGGAGCUUUCAUUCUCGAGCAAGGUACCGACGAACGGAAAGUUCGAAUGCCUGAUGUCGCAUACACACCGCGAGACGUCGACAGAGCUCUAACCAAUGAGCAAAAUCGGACGUGUCGUGGCGAUCCAUAUGUUCCAACAUUCGUCGUAGAGAUUGACAAGCUUGCUGAUAGAAACUCACAACGCAAGGCACUCGAUCGCAAGAUGCGAGAUGAGUAUAUUCCGCAUGGCGUUCAGUUGGGAUGGCUGAUUGAUCCCCGACCUCAACAUCGCAUCAUUUACGAGUACAAGCUUGACGAACAUGGACAGGUACAUUGCGUCCACAAUCACAAAUGGCGAGAUCUCGAUGGUGGUAAUGUGCUUCCAGGUUUCAGACUACGCUCAGUUAAAUUGGAGAUGGUCUUGAAUCAAGAUUCAGGAUCGUCAUCCGAAGAAGAAGUUGAUCUACCGUGCCCAAUCCCACGUUGCAGAACGAGGCUCCGAACCCUUGGUUCAUUGACUGCCCAUGUUGAAGAUCACCGUACAGAGCGAGCUAUAGCAAAAUAUGUAGCGAAUGAGUCGUAG